Molecule: messenger RNA, 1437 nt
Organism: Lodderomyces theae
Lineage: Eukaryota; Fungi; Ascomycota; Pichiomycetes; Serinales; Debaryomycetaceae
Product: protein kinase
Exons: 1
Coding region: 1-1437 (478 amino acids)
Biological process (GO): maturation of SSU-rRNA
Cellular component (GO): cytosol; preribosome, small subunit precursor
Molecular function (GO): protein serine/threonine kinase activity; ATP binding
Source: RefSeq, a predicted model, not a curated record
AUGAGCACCGAGGAGAUACUGCAAAAGUUAGACGAGUUCAGCUUAUCUGAUCUGUGUCUGGAUACUGACACUGACUAUGAGAGUGAAACAGAGGGCACUACUGCCAAGCAAGCAAACAAACCUGCAGUAUCAAAGCCACUUGAAAAUGAAGAUAUAGUCACCAAGUAUGCCGACAAGAUCAAAACUGAGCCAUUCAAAAAGGGACCACAAGUAACCAAAGAUAGAGCAAAAAGGGCAACUGUGGAGCAAGUUUUGGACGCAAGAACAUUACGUUUCUUGGGUAAAAUCUUCCGUUCUGGUCUCAUUACAAGAAUCAAUGGUUGUAUCAGUACCGGUAAGGAAGCAAAUAUCUACCACGGAACCCAUGACGAUGAAGGAGCGACGCAGGAGUUUGCUGUCAAAAUUUACAAGACAUCGAUCUUGGUUUUCAAAGAUAGGAAAAGAUAUGUUGAUGGAGAAUUCAGAUUUAGAAAUACAAAAGACCAAGGAAACCCAAGAAAGAUGGUUAAAAUAUGGGCGGAAAAGGAAUUUAGAAAUCUAAAUAGAAUCUACCAGAGUAAUGUACCAUGCCCCAAGCCGUAUGUCAUCAAGUCACAUGUGUUGGUGAUGGAGUAUUUGACAGAAGGAGAUGACCAGCCUUCUCCUAAAUUAAAAGAUUACCUGUUCAAGGGCAUUGGGGACAUAAACAAAUACUAUCAUGAGAUGCUAAUUUGUAUGAGACGGCUAUUUCAGAAUUGUCGGUUGGUGCAUGCAGAUUUAAGUGAGUACAAUUCCAUUGUUCACAAUGACAAGUUGUACAUCAUUGAUGUUUCGCAAUCAGUAGAACCAGAUCACCCCAUGGCACUUGAUUUUUUGCGAAUGGAUAUCAAAAAUGUGAAUGACUAUUUUUCAAGACAGAGUAUUGAUGUUUAUCCCGAAAAGUCCUUGUUCAAUUUUAUCACUGAACCUUUGGAUAUUGAAGAUAAUGACGCAGAUUUGCAAUCCUACUUGGAAUCCAUUCCCUUGAAAACCACAAAGGAUCAAGAAAUCGAGGAUGAAAUUUUCAGAUCUUUACACUUGGUGAGAUCUUUGAAACACUUGGAUGAGAGAGAUUUUCAAAAAUUCUCGGAUGGAGGAGUAGACACGAUGAGGGAAUUGGUUGCGCCUGCUCUACCGUCACAAGAGUCAGCACCAGCAACCGUUGAUGGUGAGGAGGAGCAAGAUGACGACUCAAGCGACGAGGAAACUGAUGAGGAGUCUGAGGAAGGUGACGACGAAGUGUCCGAUGAAGAAGAAGAAGAUGAGCAAGCCAAACCAAAGGGAAAGAAAUUCGAAGACAAGGACGAAAAGAAGGCAAGAAAAGAGGCAGUUAAAAUUGCAAAACAAGAAAAAAGAAAGACUAAGAUGAAGAAGCAUGUUAAGAAGAAGCUUAUAAAUAAGCGGAAAGGUGGUAAAUAG